ACUACUACGUACCGUUUUGAAGAAAGCUAGCAGACGAAACGUAUUGUUGUUUCCAACUCAAAUCUUUCUUAAAAAGUCAGAAGAUCUCCUUGUUUUCGUGUUAAGUUAUAAGUUUGCAUUGCCAUUUUCCUGAUUCUAUAAAUUUGAUUUUUGUGGAAAAAUGGCGAUUUCAAUGGCAAUGUCCGAUACUGACAAAUUUAUGGACAAAUUCGAUCCAAUAAAUUCGAAUCGAGAAAAGAGAAAAAAGAUGCGAACUCAACCAGGAAGUGGCAACGAAAGCACUAGUACUAAUAACGGCGGUCGAAAAAAUGGCAAUAACAAAAGAGACAAUAGGAAAGCUGGAUACCAGUACAAUGAAAAAGGAUUGCUAAUUUUUGAUGGAGCUGAUUUGUGUGAUUGCUUGAGUGAUAAUUGUCCUGGAUGUUUCUUCCCUUGCCCAAAGUGUAGAUCUGCCAAAUGUGGUACAGAAUGCAGGGUAAAUCGCAGAUGGGUUUUAGAAACUGUUACGGUUGAUGGGACUACUGAGGUUAUAAAGAACAAACAUCUGCCCCCUCAAUGAUUUUAACACUUCUGUGCUGAUAAGUAUGUGAGCUAUUUGUACUUGAAAAUGUAUUACAUUUUGAAUAAUUCCCUUUUUUAAA
Daphnia pulicaria is the source of this 641-nucleotide messenger RNA. RefSeq names its product ARL14 effector protein-like. NCBI's taxonomy places the organism in Eukaryota, Metazoa, Arthropoda, Branchiopoda, Diplostraca, Daphniidae. The record is from RefSeq and is a predicted model, not a curated record. The coding region runs from base 161 to 559 and encodes 132 amino acids. The transcript is spliced from 4 exons. Gene Ontology annotation, cellular component: intracellular membrane-bounded organelle.